Cicer arietinum (chickpea) is the source of this 823-nucleotide messenger RNA. Its product is annotated as protein yippee-like. The record is from RefSeq and is a predicted model, not a curated record. NCBI's taxonomy places the organism in Eukaryota, Viridiplantae, Streptophyta, Magnoliopsida, Fabales, Fabaceae.
UAAAAUGGUAAAUAAACUUAGGUAUAAGUGUGAGUUAUCGGGUUGAAGUUCUUGCGAACAUAUUUGAUUUAAUAUAUUGGAAAGAGAUAUAGCAUGAUUAUGUCAUACUCAGAAAAAGCAAAGCAAUACAAAAACAACCAACAAACACCGAUUCAUGGGGAGGUUGUUUGUGAUCAAUUUGGAGGGUAAGAUCUAUACCUGCAAAUACUGUCGUACCCAUCUUGCUCUUUACGAAGACAUCGUUUCAAAGACUUUCCACUGCAGACAUGGGAAAGCUUAUCUCUUCAAUAAGGUCAUGAAUGUUUCUCUUGGCGAAACAGAGGAGAGACUGAUGAUGACUGGUUUACAUACUGUGGCUGACAUUUUCUGUGUCGGCUGUGGAUCGAUCGUGGGUUGGAAAUAUGAGACAGCACAUGAAAAAGGCCAGAAGUACAAGGAAGGAAAAUCCGUGCUUGAACGGUACAAGGUGUCGGGUCCUGACGGUAGCAAUUAUUGGAUCAACAAUGAAGCACACGUUAGCGGAAGCGAUGCAGAUGAUGUAUAGUCACUCAUCCUGCCAUUUAUAAUUCAACAAUAGUUGGAUGAAGAAAGCCUUUGAAGUGCCAUGUCCUGUAUUUAUGUCAAGUAAAUGUAAUUGCAAUCUAUUGAAAUAAAAGAUAGCUGAAAAAUAUGUAUUGUUGGUCGAUUUUAUGUUAGUUUCUUCUUGAAAAGGACUUGAAUCAGUUGUGAUGCCAAAUAAAUAUUGCUUUAAUGAAACACUGACACAACUGAAGUGAGAUGCAAAGAUUUGAAUUCAAGUGUUAAUGCAGAAAUUGGAAAAUCA